Molecule: messenger RNA, 943 nt
Organism: Syzygium oleosum
Lineage: Eukaryota; Viridiplantae; Streptophyta; Magnoliopsida; Myrtales; Myrtaceae
Exons: 5
Coding region: 81-566 (161 amino acids)
Molecular function (GO): nucleic acid binding
Source: RefSeq, a predicted model, not a curated record
UAAACAAGGAGAAAAACUCUCUCUCAUUCUUGGAAAGAAAAUUACAGAGGAACGAAGAAACACGACGGAGGUCGGGAACGAUGGACGAGGAUUCGCUGAUGGCGAGGCCUUCUUCUUCUUCUUCUUCUUCUUCUUCUAGAAGUGGGGCGAUCAGUUCAGCCAUGGGGUUGUCCAGCUUUGAUUUUCAGGCAUCCAUAGGUAGGGAGUCAAACUCAUUGGCCAGGUCUGCAGAAGCCAUCGACUCGUCGAAUAGAGGAUUUCAGCUUCUCAAGAAACAUGGUUGGAAAGAAGGUACUGGUCUCGGUGUGUUUGAACAGGGUCGAUUGGAACCUGUUGAGGCACAUUUGAAGAAUAAUAAGCGUGGCCUUGGAGCAGAUAGAGGGAAGAAGAAAGUCCACUCUCGUACUGGUCGCUCAGACCAAAACGAUGAAAAUGAACAAAAACCACCGAAGAAGACCAAGGCACUCUCAAAAAAGAUGAGAAAAUUGCAGGAGCAAGAGCAGAGGUUGCAAGAGAAGGAAUUUGAGCGGGCUUUCUUCAGGGAGUUUUGGCCAGACAAUGUGUGAUAGUGAAAUCGCAGGUCCUUAUUUUUUUUUAAUUCUGCCAUCCCCAAAGGCGACGUACAUAAUUGUUCUCACUCUUUAGGCAUUUGUCAUAAUUGCAUAGCCUUUAUUUAGCAGUUGCUAGCCAUGAGCGACGAACCAUCCUGAGAGAGGCAUGUCAUGAUGAGUCCACAUCUUCGGUUACCACAUAAUUUUUCACGUGAUACAGCACUGGGAUUUUCUUUUCUUUUUUUGGGUAACGGGUGGGUCAAUCAUCAUCAAGGUUGUUUCUGUACCCUGCCAUUGUUGUAAUUUUAUUGUUACCUUCACUUUACAGUUGCGAUGACGAGUUACCCUCUUCUUGCGUUCGAGCUUGUAAAGCCUUGUCCUUUGAACUUGUA